GUGCUAGUGAAUCAGAACUGGUGAAGUUGGCAAAGAAAUUGUCAUCAAUUAGAAUCGUUAGAAUCAGUCAUGAAACACCAAACUCUGGUAAAAGACAACGCAAAAAUAAACAGCGUGCUGAUUUUGUGGAUGAAGAAGACAGAUCUUCUGAAGAGGAAACUGCAGAGUCUCCAAGGAAAAAGAGAAAGAACAUUAAGUCAACUAGCAAAAAUAAAGUUAGCACUAAAACACCUAAAGAAAAAGAAACAAAAGAGUCGAAAGAAGCUAAAGAAAAAAAAGAGCAAUUCAAGCCAAAAAACAGGCAUCACAAGACCAGGCAAAGGUGCUACUUGGUGAUCUUAUCGAUGUACGAACAUCAGAACAGAAGAUCCCCACAUAACCAAGAUGACAGGUCCCCUCCCAAACAUAGUGACAGGACCCCUCUCAACCAGUAUGACAAAGCCCAUCCAGACCAACAAGACAGUUCCCUUUCCAACCAACAUAGCAGGUUUCUCCUCAGCCAACACAACAGGUACUCUUCCAACCAACAUGACAGUAGAUCCCCCACCCGCCAACAUGAUAGACCCCCUCCAAACCCAUGUGACAGUAGAUCCCCCACCUACCAACAGGACAGCCCCCCUCCCAAUCAACACAACUGCUACCCUUCCAACCAACAUUACAGUAGAUCACCCACCCACCUAAAUGACAGUCCCCCUCCCAGCCAAUACAACAACUACCCUCACAAUCAGCAUGAUGGAUCCUUUUCCAACCAACAUCACAGAUGCCCUACUAACCAACUGAUUGCAACCAAUGACAGAUCUGUCAACCAACAUGACAAAUCACCACCCCUUGAGGAGUACAGCAGACCACUUUCUGGCCAACAUUACAUUUCCUAUCCUGACCAAUGUUACAAUUACGCUCCUGACCAUCAAUUCAGUUCUCUCAAUGAACACAUCAAUACCAGCCCAUCUUUCCUAACUCUACUUGGAAAUUCUGAUGUGUGUGCUGAAUGCCUUUUAAAAGACAAACAACUGAAAAGCAUGCAAGAAAAGCUUCAAAAAACAGAGAUGGACUAUCAUCAUAUAAAAAUUAAAUACCAAGAAUUGAAGGCUUCAAAAGCUUUAUAUUCAUGUACUAGCAUCUCUCACACUCCUAGACACUAUGUACCAGUGCGUGGUGUACAGAUUCCUGCAGCACCACAUGAAUUUGUAGCCCUAGGGACCGAUCCACCAUUAGGGUUUGAGAGGCUGGGGAGUACCAAUUUAUGUGUACAAAGCUUAUGGCUAUCAACAGUCACAUCUAAAUGCAGAAACGAUUCUCCAUCACUUUUUAUGAAAAAAAUGAUAGAUGGGUUUUUUCUACCAGAGCAGUUGAGUG
Molecule: messenger RNA, 1356 nt
Organism: Saccoglossus kowalevskii
Lineage: Eukaryota; Metazoa; Hemichordata; Enteropneusta; Harrimaniidae
Product: GATA zinc finger domain-containing protein 14-like
Source: RefSeq, a predicted model, not a curated record